This is a messenger RNA of Planococcus citri (citrus mealybug), 1767 nucleotides long. RefSeq lists its product as uncharacterized. The record is from RefSeq and is a predicted model, not a curated record. NCBI's taxonomy places the organism in Eukaryota, Metazoa, Arthropoda, Insecta, Hemiptera, Pseudococcidae. The coding region runs from base 49 to 1572 and encodes 507 amino acids. The transcript has 3 exons.
UUUCGAGCCGAGAUUUUUAUAUUCAAAGUUCGAACUUUCGUUUACGCGAUGGACGACUUGCAGAAUCCUCUAUCUCCUCAUGAAUCCGAAGGAGACGGCGAAGGAGAAGAAGAUCACCUGUUGAUUGACCCCGUUGACGAAUUUCGCCAGCGUCUUGAAGCGAAGGAACAAGAACUCGAAAUCGUCAUUGCGCGAAUCAAAGAGGGUCAAUCUUUCGCUGAACAUAAGCAGUUAAUUGAUCAAGACUUUAAUGUCUUGUCGAAUGACGUGAGAAAUUUGAUCAACGACGUGAAUUUGCAAUUCGAGUUCAUUGAAAAGAUCGCAUCCCUCCGCGCUAAGCUGAAUAUUACGAUCGAUCACGUAGCCGCAUCUCGCAAUCAACCUUCCAACAAUAGGUCUGAUCAGAUGUUUUUGAACGGAGCAGUGCAGCUCGAAAAAAUUAAGCUGCCUAUUUUUACUGGUGACAUCUUGGAUUGGCCCACUUGGUGGGACCUCUACAGCACGGUGGUCCAUAAGGAGCCGCGAUAUACGAACGUGCAGCGCUUCGCUUACCUAAAAACAUACACGAAUGAAGUAGUCCAGUCCUGUCUGGGCGAGUUGACUGCUACAGAUGCGAACUAUGAAGAGGCGAUCAGCCGUAUUUUGGAAAAUUACGAUAACAAAGAGAAGCUGAAGGACGCUUAUUACCGAAAAUUGGAUGGUAUUCAGGAAGCUUCGUCUCCCACAGGUAGCCGAAAAAAUAUUGAGUUGAUUCGUUCGAUAGCCUCCAAUCUUAAGAAUCUUGAUGUUGUGACCGACCAAGAUUUGUUGAGAAAUCGUAUAUUAUGUGCCUUUUCUGAGGAAAUGAUAUUCUACGUCGUGAAGAAAUUAAAGAAGCUGUCACCUGCGAACGUCAUUGAAACAAUUAUUGAUCUUAUCGAUAAACGUUUAAAAAUCUUCGAACAAGUCGAGAUUAUUAUGAAGCAUAAAAAGAAACCUACGACAUCUUCCGAUUCGCAGUCUUCUUCUGCCAACGUGAAUACAGUUGGGGCUUCUUUGGUUGGAGCAGCUGGUGGUUCCGGUGGUUCUGGUGGUUCGACUCAGGCUUCGUCUCGUAAACGUAAGGCGAAAAAGCAGGGUGGCAGUAUCCAGACUCAGCCUCCGCAACCGACUCCGUUUCGUCAAAAUCAGCCUCCUCCGCAACAACCUACGAACAAUAUCAACACUAAUCGAUCACGUCGAACUAAUAUGCAACAGAAUGGUCAUAUCAAUCAGUCUCAACGCAAUCCAAUGUAUCAUUAUUUGAAUACGCCCUGCAUGUUUUGCAAUCGCAAUAACCAUCAUUCGGCCGAUUGCGAAUCAAUGUGUACUUGGCGUCAACAUAAGGAGUUUUUGGAUGGCAGCAAUCGCUGCUUAGUGUGCGGGUCACCUGACCAUAAGUUGGAAGGGUGUUCGCUGCGAUUCAAUAAUUGCACAUGGUGCAAUAAGCCAGGCCACUGUUUGUUAAUGUGCAUAAAUAAUAUGCAGGAGGUCGCCAACAAAGCUAUGAAUCGCCGCCAAAACCGCUCAGGUUCAACGAACAAUCGCCGCUAAAAUUCGUGGGAGCUCGUGAAAUACAUUGAUAUUAUAUUUGACGCACCGUUUACAUUUUAUUUCAACGCAUCAUUAUUCUUAUGCACUUAUUUUUUACUUCGAUGUAUUUUUACUCAUAUUUUUUAAUCGAUAUUUUAUAUUGGAGUUUAUGUUUAAUUAAAAUGAAAAUAUACGUAACGUGUACCUAUUUGUGUU